Messenger RNA from Opisthorchis viverrini, 426 nucleotides. RefSeq lists its product as hypothetical. NCBI's taxonomy places the organism in Eukaryota, Metazoa, Platyhelminthes, Trematoda, Opisthorchiida, Opisthorchiidae. The transcript is spliced from 3 exons. The annotation marks the transcript as partial. The record is from RefSeq and is a predicted model, not a curated record.
AAAUGUUUGCCGUCAUUGAGGAAAUUUUGGGGUAAAGCUCGAGCCCUACCUCCGUUCGUGUUGCCGAACCAUAACGGAGAAUAUUUUCAGAAUAUCACUGGUCUUCAGGUCACCAAUCCAACAUUUUCAACGCAAGUUCAAAUGUCUUGGAGGUCCAUCAUUGACAGCAGCCCUUCUGGUAUUUUGAAGUCAGACAGCAACCGUUCGAUUAAUGCCAGGACGUCAGCAUUGGCGACGCGACUAUCACAGUUGGAUUUCGAGAGUGACACGACGCGACGUCAUCCUCGGUUGAACCAAGUGUUAUGGGCUUUCGAGUGGGACAAACACGUGCCGUUGGUGAGUGUCUAUCUCGAAAGUGCAAAACAUAUUACGAAUUCGCACAUGGUUGACUUGCGAAUUGCUUCUUUCUUGCUCCCCAAAUCGUUC